Messenger RNA from Eucalyptus grandis, 2324 nucleotides. Its product is annotated as eEF1A lysine and N-terminal methyltransferase. The record is from RefSeq and is a predicted model, not a curated record. The coding region runs from base 5 to 1423 and encodes 472 amino acids. The transcript is spliced from 2 exons. NCBI's taxonomy places the organism in Eukaryota, Viridiplantae, Streptophyta, Magnoliopsida, Myrtales, Myrtaceae.
CGCAAUGGCUCUGGAGGAGUCCACGUUCGAAACCCUCGUCCCUUCCCGCUUCAUCACCUUCACAUUCCCCGAUCCUCCUCCUCCCUCCGCCUCCGCCUCCGGCGACCGCCGCCGCCUCCUCCGUGUCGCCGUCCUCGACUCCCCCGUCCAACCACCAGCCGCCCCGCCGUGGGUCGCCGCCAUGCUCGUCCCCUCCCGUCGCGAGCGCGACUGGAUCUUCUCCACCGAGCCCGGCCACUUCCAGCUCCUCCUCGGCACGCCGGGCCUCUCCCGCCUCGUUCUCAUCGGCGAGGAUCCGGUCGACGGACGCGGCUCGGGUCUCGGAUUCCGCCGUCGGACCGAAUGCGAUCGAUCGCGUCGGGAUGGUCGUGAAGAGAGCUUGGGGCGUCUGGUUUUAGCUUUGUCUCCGAGGGUUUGCUUCGAAAGCGGAGUUCCGGAGGUAACGUUCUUAAGCUAUGAAGACGAUUUGGUUGCUAGUGUGGUGCUUGAAGUGUGCAUUGGUGAGUUUGUCGGCGAAAUGUUAGUCGAAGAUGUGGAGAUAGAGAGGGGCGGUGGUUGCGGAGAGAGAGAGUUUCGAAGGAGGUUGAGGUUCAAAAGAAUGCCGAAUUUGGUUCAGACUCAAGUCCGUAUCGUACCGCGAGAGGAUCGUGGUGAGACGGAGGGAGGUUUUGGAAUCGAGGAUAUGCAAUUCAGGAUUGAUGCUGGAGUCUUGGUGCAUCCGUAUUUGGCUCCCAUGGUGGCGAGCUUAUCACUGAUUGGUUUUCACAUCGAUGAACGGAUUCGGAAGGGGUCAAGGCCGAAAGCAUUUUGUGCUGGCGUCGGAGGUGGUGCUUUGCUUGCUUUCUUGAGGGGUCAGUUGGGUUUUGAGGUCUUGGGAGUAGAUGUUGAUGAGGUGGUUUUGAGGAUUGCGAGACAGUAUUUUGGGCUUGAAGAUGGUGACUUUUUGCGUGUUGUAGUUGGGGAUGCAAUAGAAUGGAUGGAAAGACUUGCAAGCUGGAAAGCCGAGGGCACUUUGGGUGCCGUGUGUAGUCAUGAUUUGAGUGUUGUUGAUGGUAUUGGUGGUAAAUUUGAUGUUAUUAUGGUGGAUUUAGACUCAAGUGAUGUUUGUACUGGUAUGGUGGCUCCACCUUUAGAAUUUGUGAGGAAGCCCGUUCUGCUGGCUGCCAGAUCACUCCUUUGCGAGUUUGGAAUUCUUGUAAUUAAUGUGAUUCCUCCUGAUAGGUUGUUUUAUGAGACAAUGAUUAAUGAAGUGAGGGAUGUCUUUCAUGAUCUGUAUGAAAUUGAUGUGGGGAAUGGGGAAAAUUUUGUGCUUAUUGCCACAGUGGCAUCUACUAGGGAUUGUUCUGGGAAUGAUGUUUCAUUUAUCAUGAGGUUGAACUCAGUACUUUCUGGUGCUUACAUGGACUCCAUUAGGAAAAUCUAAAGUCCUAAGGAAAUGCAAGUUUACUCUAGGAGAAAAUAAGAAAUUCUCAAAUCAUUCCCAUCAAGCAUAACUGGAGAAAGGAUUACUGUACCUUUGGCACACGGUAAGAGCUUAAUAGUUUUUCUCAACAGAUUUUUUGGCCUUGGUUAUCAUCCUUGAACCCUCAUUUCCUGGGAGCUGUGGGUUCGUUACUUUGGCGGUGCUAGUUCUAAGGGUUCAUGAGUUUGUUGGUGCAUGAGUGUGGUUUUCGAGAUACCCUGAACAGACCACAACAUAACUUGGAGAGGUCACUGUGGUUUUGAGAUUGAGACUGAUUAUUAGCUAUGGUGGUUGUCUUUGGACUAAUGUUGUUGUUACAAGAAAGCCUUGGGGAAGGAAUUGUUUCCAUCACCGCAGAUAACCAGAAGUGGAAGUUGUCAUUUGGUUAGGAAUGUUGAAUCCGUAGAAUGUAGAGCUCCAUUUGGCUGUGGAGAGAUGAAUGGCUAGUGCCAAGCACACUUAUAUGGAGGUCAGCAAAUGCAAAGUAACAGAUGGUAUUCCCUAUUAAUGUGGAGCGCCCAUUCGGAAAACAAAAGCACUGUUCAGGGUUAGCAAUUCCCUCGGCAAUCUGCAUGAGAAAGAAUUCAUUGAUGAUGAACAAGAUGCAGGGAAGACACGGAUUGAUUUACUCUGAUGGUUUCCUUCCGGAAGUGAUGCAGAAUCUGUUUCUGCUUCAUUGUGUUAAUCCAAAAAGCCUGCUGGAGUUAUGGAAUAGCCACUAAUGGAAGUUAAAUGGGGCCGUUGCUGUUCAAUUGAAAGAGGAGGUUCGAGUGCUGGUAGAACGCCCUUCUUGUUACAGUCGAUAGUUGGGACAUUUUGAAGGAAAAGAUGCAGUCGAGCUUUUGAGGAUGGUGAAGCCACC